This is a messenger RNA of Camelina sativa (false flax), 2289 nucleotides long. The record is from RefSeq and is a predicted model, not a curated record. NCBI's taxonomy places the organism in Eukaryota, Viridiplantae, Streptophyta, Magnoliopsida, Brassicales, Brassicaceae.
UUCGUUAGAACGUAUGUAUAUAUGCCGCGGAUAAUAAUAUCCAGAAGCUACUUAUCAGUUUUAUCACACUUUUUUUUUUUUUUAAGUUUCUCAAACUCUCUCUGUUUCUUCUUCUUCAUAAUGCGAACCCUAAUCCCCAUCUUCAAAGCUUAUUAAUCCACACCAUCUCCACUGGAUCCGACAUUAAUGAUGACGUCAUCGCUACCUGUCAGAGCUCCGUCAUGGGUUUCAUCCCGGAGAAUCUUCGAAGAGAGACUCCACGAUCUUCCCAAGUGCGCUAACUUAAGCCAAGUGAAGCAGCUUCACGCCCAGAUCAUUCGACGGAACCUUCACCAAGAUCUUCACAUAGCACCGAAGCUAAUCUCUGCUCUUUCUCUCUGCCGUCAAACCGGUUUAGCUCUUAGAGUUUUCAAUCAGGUUUCAGAACCGAACGUUCAUCUUUGCAAUUCUCUGAUUAGAGCUCACGCGUUGAACUCGCAGCCGUAUCAAGCUUUCUUCGUUUUCUCUGAGAUGCAAAGAUUUGGUCUUUUCGCUGAUAAUUUCACUUACCCGUUUCUUCUCAAAGCUUGUUCGGGUCAAUCAUGGUUACCUGUGGUGAAGAUGAUGCAUNAACCCAAUGUUGUUAUUUGGGGUGCUCUUCUUGGAGCGUGCAGGAUGCAUAACAAUGUGGAUCUUGCUAAGGAAAUCCUGGAUCCGCUGGUUAAGUUAGACUCUUCUGAUCCGGGAAACUAUACGCUGCUGUCAAAUAUUUAUGCAGCAGCAGAGGAUUGGGCAGGGGUUGCUGACAUAAGGUCAAAGAUGAAGAGUAUGGGAGUAGAGAAACCAUCUGGAGCUAGUUCGGUUGAAUUGGAGGAUGGGAUACACGAAUUUACAGUGUUUGACAAGUCACACCCAAAAUCUGAUCAAAUAUAUCAGAUGCUUGGUAGUCUAAAUGAACCUCCAGAUACCGCUGAGCUGUUCCACAGCAGGUUCUUUUAUCAACCUUGUAGACGACAAGUAACAAGAGAAGAUCAUGCAGGNAUGGUUAUGGGUUAUAGUAAAGCUGGAGAUAUGGAAAUGGCUAAAAUUAUGUUUGAUAAGAUGCCAUUGCCGGCUAAAAAUGUGGUCACUUGGACGAUCAUUAUUGCUGGAUAUGCGGAGAAGGGGCUUGUGAAGGAGGCUGAUAAAUUAGUCGACCAAAUGGUGGCUUCAGGAUUGAGAUUUGAUGCCGCAGCUGCUAUUAGUAUCUUAGCUGCUUGUGCUGAGUCUGGUUUGCUCAGUUUAGGAAUGAGGGUUCAUUCCAUAAUUAAAAGGUCUAACCUCAAUUCAAAUGCUUCUGUGUUAAAUGCACUACUUGAUAUGUAUGCAAAAUGUGGUAGCCUAGAAAAAGCGUUUGAUGUGUUUAACAACAUGCCCAAUAAGGACCUCGUCUCUUGGAACACUAUGCUUCAUGGUCUUGGUGUUCAUGGUCACGGUAAGGAAGCAAUUGAGCUUUUUUCGAGAAUGAGAAGGGAAGGGAUUCGGCCUGAUAAAGUCACAUUUAUUGCUGUUUUGUGUUCCUGCAAUCACGCUGGUCUCAUUGAUGAAGGCGUAGAUUACUUCUACUCGAUGGAGAAAGUGUAUGAUCUUGUUCCACAAGUUGAACACUACGGUUGUCUUGUUGACCUAUUAGGUCGAGGGGGACGGUUAAAGGAAGCGGUUAAAGUUGUACAAACAAUGCCUAUGCAACCCAAUGUUGUUAUUUGGGGUGCUCUUCUUGGAGCGUGCAGGAUGCAUAACAAUGUGGAUCUUGCUAAGGAAAUCCUGGAUCCGCUGGUUAAGUUAGACUCUUCUGAUCCGGGAAACUAUACGCUGCUGUCAAAUAUUUAUGCAGCAGCAGAGGAUUGGGCAGGGGUUGCUGACAUAAGAUCAAAGAUGAAGAGUAUGGGAGUAGAGAAACCAUCUGGAGCUAGUUCGGUUGAAUUGGAGGAUGGGAUACACGAAUUUACAGUGUUUGACAAGUCACACCCAAAAUCUGAUCAAAUAUAUCAGAUGCUUGGUAGUCUAAAUGAACCUCCAGAUACCGCUGAGCUGGUUGCUGUCGGAUAAAUUGCUUAGUUUAUUAUGUUCACAAUACAAGGAUUUCGUCAAAGCCACAUUGUCAAGAUCUUUAGGUAAUAUAUCUAUAUAGGCUGUGUACACCAGCAUUCAACAGUGUGGCCUAGGCCAUAAAUUUGUAGUUCAUUUUCCGUAGGUACACAGACGGUUUUAUCCUUGUAAUUCACAAAAUUGGACGAGUUCGGGUUUUGUAUAUACAACAUAAUUUAAUCA